Phycodurus eques (leafy seadragon) is the source of this 3413-nucleotide messenger RNA. It is a transcript of the gene rgs6, whose product is annotated as regulator of G protein signaling 6. Gene Ontology annotation, biological process: regulation of G protein-coupled receptor signaling pathway; G protein-coupled receptor signaling pathway; intracellular signal transduction. The record is from RefSeq and is a predicted model, not a curated record. The transcript is spliced from 18 exons. Lineage: Eukaryota; Metazoa; Chordata; Actinopteri; Syngnathiformes; Syngnathidae. The coding region runs from base 520 to 2133 and encodes 537 amino acids.
GCUGCAUGCUCAGCUUGUGCUUUGAUCUUCUGCUGGUCUUCCUGUCAGGGUUGGACAGAGAAGAAUAUAUAGUGCAAACUUUGUGCGUGUGCUUGCGUGUGUGAGUCUCUCACUCUGUGUUUCUGUAUCUCACUCUGUCUCUCUCUAGCUCACUUUGUACUUUGUCUCCCUCAAACUUGCUGCUUUCUGACACAUGCCUCUCUCUCUCUCUCUCUCUCUCUCUCUCUCUCUCUCUAUCUCUCGCUCUCUCUACUCCCCCCCCAUUGCUCUCCCAUUUUCCCGCUCGCUUCCUCUCUCUCUCAGUGCAGUGCACGCGCCUGUGUCUGUGAAGCUGUUUAUAUUAUGUGAGCUACACGAGACAGAGAAGAAGAAGAAGAAGAGGAGGAGGAAAAAGAGACCAUAGAGCAGCAGCUGAAUCCUGAUGGGGGGACAAUAAGGGUAAGGACGAGAGAGAGAGACGCUUUGAAAGAAGACAGGAUAACGUAACACGGGCAAGGAGGACUGACAGGACGCGAGGAGAUGGCUGAGGCACCAAAACAACAACAGCAGGAGCAGCAAGAAGAAGAAGAAGAGCAGCCGAGUGAGGAGCAGCUGAGCUCUUGUGGGUCCAUGGAUGCCGAUGAAGAGGUCGAAGACCUGAAAGAGGACGUCCGGACGCCUCCGACCCGACCGCUACUGUCCAUGAGGUCCUUGAGCAUCGUGGACUCCGACGACGACUCUCCCAACAUGAUCGUCUACCGAAAAAUUGAAGACAUUGUGACUCUCCUCCAGGAUGAGGCGCAGGGUGUUCCCAUCAGGACGGUGAAAAGCUUCAUGACCAAAAUCCCCAGCGUUGUCACAGGUACAGACAUUGUUCAGUGGAUGAUGAAGAACCUGGCUAUUGAAGAUCCAGCCGAGGCCAUGCACAUCGGAAGCCUGAUUGCCGCACAGGGCUACUUCUUCCCCAUCUCCGACCACGUCCUCUCCCUCAAGGACGAUGGCGCCUUCUAUCGUUUUCAGGCACCAUAUUUCUGGCCGUCUAAUUGUUGGGAGCCUGAGAACACAGACUAUGCCAUCUAUCUGUGCAAGCGGACCAUGCAGAAUAAGACCAGGCUGGAGCUGGCGGAUUACGAGGCGGAAAACCUCGCUAGGCUCCAGAGAGCCUUUGCCAGGAAGUGGGAGUUCAUCUACAUGCAGGCUGAGGCCCAGGUCAAGAUUGACAGGAAAAAAGAUAAAACCGAGAGGAAGAUCCUCGACAGCCAGGAGAGAGCCUUCUGGGAUGUCCACCGGCCCGUGCCUGGAUGUGUGAACACCACAGAGAUGGACAUCAGGAAGUGCAGACGCAUGAAGAAUCCUCAUAGAGUUAAGAAGUCAGUGUACGGUUUGGCAGAGGAGGGCACGCAGUCGCGAAGUCCAAUCCAUACUCCCUCACACCGCUCCAGGAAGGGAACCAAGGAGGACGUGGAGAAAGAGAUCUUGUUCCUAAAUGCCCAGCUAGAUCGACACUGUAUGAAAAUGUCCAAAGUCGCUGAAAGUCUGAUAAGCUACACUGAGCAGUACUUGGAGUACGACCCUUUGGUGAUGCCGCAGGAGCCGUCAAACCCCUGGACCAGUGAUGACCAGUCCUACUGGGACCUGGAGGCCAGCAAGGAGCCUGGUCACCAGAGGGUAAAGAAGUGGGGUUUCUCCCUGGAGGAGGCGCUGAAGGACCCAGCGGGACGCGACCUCUUCCUCAAGUUCCUGGAGUCCGAGUUUAGUUCCGAAAACCUGCGGUUCUGGUUGGCCGUACAGGACCUGAAGAGAAUCCCGCAGCAGGAAGUAGCGCAGAGAGCGCAGGAGAUCUGGGCCGAGUUCCUGGCCGAAGGGGCGCCCAGUUCCAUCAAUCUGGACUCGCACAGCUAUGAGCGCACGAGCCACAACCUCAAAGAUCCGGGACACUACAGCUAUGAGGACGCACAGGAUCACAUCUACAAGCUGAUGAAGAGUGACAGCUACACUCGUUUCCUGCGCUCCAACGUCUAUCAGGACCUGCUGAACUCAAGAAAGAAGCUGGAAACGGAGCAGGGCCGACGGACCUCGCUGGAGAAGUUCACCCGCAGUGUGGGCAAGUCACUGACUGGCAAGCGCCUGACGGGCCUCAUGCAGUCGUCCUGACGAGGUCUGGACUCGGGCACCCACAGGAGCUGCGGAGAUACCGUGGCGUGAGCGUGUGCGUGUGCGUGCGGGAGGCCAUGAGGGCGCCCGAGUUUUGGACCUGGACCGCCAUCGUGCUUCGUAACUCUCUAAAGCUGUGUUAAAGAAGGCCGGCAGCAUGCAAUAAAUCAUCUGAGCUGACUUCGGGACAGCAACGUGACAGUGCAGAGGACAAAAAAUAAAUAAAUAAAAUAAAAAUGUACAAAAGAAAGCGGUACUCGUUCAAAGCACAAAGCUGGGCUCUAUCUCCACUCACGUUUAUAUGGUGGCGAGCUGCCAAGGCUAUCCGUUUCCUUGAAUUGAUGUAAAGAAAAUGAACUUUGGGUUGACAACUUAAUGAGAUUAAUGCUGGAGUUACGUCACCCAUCACCAUGGUGACAGAAGAUAUGGCGGCUGUGAUUGACAGGGAAAGUAUUCAUGCCGACUGCCCACUCUGAGUGGAUCUGGUGGAACAUUGCAUAAACAGUGAAAGUAAAGUGGGGAAGAAGACAACUUAAGACAACUCUCUUUACAAAACUGUAAUACUUAAAAUGACACAUGACUUGAUACUUUCCAAUGUAUUGAAAUCUUCCAAACAUUCCACUCCAUGCAGCCACAGCUUCAAAUGUAACUCUCCAACCAUUCUUACGUAAAGAAGAGUAUGAUAAUAAAAGAGGAAUGCGCAAGACAAUGAUUUGAUCUAUUAUUAUGGAUGAUAUCAAAAAGCGGGUGAUUUUUAACUGGGACUGGAUGUAUUAAAUACUGUACUGUAGUGUUUAUGGAGGUAAGACUAUCACCUUGAGUAAAAACAGACUAAAAUUCCUCUUUUUAGUCUCACGUGAUAAAAAUGCAUUAGUAUUAAUAAUGUAAAGAAAAUUCUACUCUUUGUUAUUUUUCUUUUUCUUUUUUAUGAACCAAAGUUUUAACAAGUUCUAAGAAGCAAUAGCGUGCCAGAAACUCAUUGCUGUUGCAGCAGCGCCACCUGCUGGUAAUUAACUGAGAUAAAAAAAUUGUUAUUACAGUAGCCAGAAGAUGAUUAAGCCCUUUUCUUUUGUUACUAAAAUUUAAUGAUUAUCACAAACUUUUUAAAGGACAAAACAAUAUGUAUUUAAGUAUAAUUCAUGAUUGCAUUUCUCACACGGUUGUACUACUUUAUAGUGAGGUACAUGGAGUCAAGUACAAUUUAUCAAAUGUGGUUCCUACUUUAUUGGGCUCUCCUGCUCAAAAUUCAGAUGUCCUCACAUUCCUGUGGAUGUCUGUGU